This is a messenger RNA of Callorhinchus milii (elephant shark), 1676 nucleotides long. It is a transcript of the gene fgb, whose product is annotated as fibrinogen beta chain. Lineage: Eukaryota; Metazoa; Chordata; Chondrichthyes; Chimaeriformes; Callorhinchidae. The record is from RefSeq and is marked provisional. Gene Ontology annotation, cellular component: fibrinogen complex. Gene Ontology annotation, biological process: protein polymerization; platelet activation; blood coagulation. Gene Ontology annotation, molecular function: signaling receptor binding.
GCAAAGGCCAGAGGGAGAGUUUGUGAGAAGGGACAAGUAAGUAGAGGUAGUAGAUCAAUAGAGCUACCACUUCAGCAACAUGAAAGUAUUCUUCCUACUUCUGUGCAUCACAGCAGCUCAAAUGUCUGAUGUUAGUUCGGUGGACCUUGACAGUCUAACUGAUUAUGACGAAGAUUUAGAAUAUCAUGGUGGGAUGGAAGGUGAAGUGUACCCAGUAAUUGAUCCUCGUGGACACAGACCAACGUCUGGUCAUGGAGACAGGCCAUUGCCAAGUUUGCCAAAGCCAGCGGGUAGGCCAACAUACGAUGUUGCAAGAAAAAGAACUUCAAGCCUGCUCCCAGUUCCAGAAAAACAGGCCAAAAUAUCUGAUGAAAUUGAGGUGUCUGAUCAAGGAGGAUGCAUGCAUCUCAGCAGUGAACUGUGUGUAAUGUGCCCUACUGGUUGUGUAUUGAGAACUGACCUCCUGAAGCAGGAACGCGAUAUUAAACCAGUCAUUACAAGUUUGCAAAGCAAUGUUUCAAGUCUUAGUCGCUCGAGUCACUCGAUUCAGUAUUAUGUGGAAAAGAUGGACAAGGAGCUGGAACGGAGACGUUCACAAUACACAGGUAACAAUUAUGUAGUGGAAUCAUAUAGUACAGAGUUGGAGGAGCGUUUUAUCCUGAUAAAGGACACCAUGGACAGGAGUCUUCCCUCCACCAUCCGUAUGAUGCGCUCCAUUGUGGACAGCUUCAAAGAAAAGCUGCUGAAGCUUGAACGAGCAUUGGAGACUCAGAAAGGUUACUGCAAAGAUCCAUGCGUAGUUUCCUGUAACAUACCAGCAAUAUCAGGAAAAGACUGUGAUGAAAUUCGCAGUAAGGGCGGUGACACAUCCCAACUCUACUUAAUCCAGCCAGAUUCCUCCCAACCCUACAAAGUGUUCUGUGACAUGACAACAGACAUGGGAGGAUGGACACUAAUUCAAAAUCGAAAGGAUGGCAGUGUGGACUUUGGGCGGACCUGGGACGACUACAAAAAAGGAUUUGGAAACAUUGCAUUCGAUGUGGGAAAAGGUUAUUGCGAUACCCCAGGAGAAUAUUGGCUCGGAAACGAUCGGAUCAGCCGACUGACCAAAUUGCGAGAUUCAGAGCUUCUCUUUGAGAUGAGUGACUGGAAAGACAAUAAAGUGACAGCUAGCUACAGAAAGUUUUUAGUACAGAAUGAAGUUGGCAAAUACCGACUGACUGUAGAUGGUUACUCAGGCACGGCUGGUAAUACGCUGAUGGAUGGAGCAAAAACGCUGUAUGGCUAUAAUAGAACCAUGACUAUCCACAAGGACAUGAUGUUCAGCACAUUUGACCGAGACAAUGACGGCUGGAUUCCUGGAGAUGUAACCAAACAGUGUGCAAGAGAGGAUGGUGGUGGCUGGUGGUAUAACCGCUGUCACUCAGCAAAUCCAAAUGGCCGAUACUAUUGGGGUGGGGGAUACACAAGAGAAAUGGCAAAACAUGGCACAGACGAUGGGAUUGUGUGGAUGGACUGGAAAGGGUCGUGGUAUUCUUUGAAAAAGAUGAGCAUGAAAAUCCGAACAUAUCUGGAUCCAUCAGCUCAUGGGAUGAUUCAACAGUCUCAAUCUUUCCAGUAGAAAGAACAUUUUAAAAUGUUGCCAACAAUAAUAAACAAUGCAAAGCUUUCAAACU